This is a messenger RNA of Chenopodium quinoa (quinoa), 1806 nucleotides long. RefSeq names its product protein TIC 20-I, chloroplastic-like. The record is from RefSeq and is a predicted model, not a curated record. The transcript has 3 exons. NCBI's taxonomy places the organism in Eukaryota, Viridiplantae, Streptophyta, Magnoliopsida, Caryophyllales, Amaranthaceae.
UAUGACUUUGAAUAUUCAUAUGAAUCAUAUUAUUGUAUGAGUCACAAUCACAAUGACUACUAUACAAUGAUUAUCCUUUUACCAUGUUGAACCGGUGAAACAUCCACUACAAGGGUUGAAAAAUCCUCCCAAAUUCAACCAACUCAGUCCAAACAACAUCAAGUCCAAACCCUAAAAACUACAGCCCAAUCAGGUCCAUUAACCCAAAUCAAAAGUAGGCCCAGCCCAAUUUCUACAAAAAUGUAGAAAAUAGAAAAACCCUUCUCCAAGCAAAUUCUCAGAUUCUAGAAAAAAGCUUUCCAAAAAAAAAAAAAGGUUCAAGUUUCUCUCUCGUUUCAUCGGAGGAUACUCGAAAUAAAUCCUCCAUUAAACUUGAGUAGAGAUUUCUUGACAUUCUUGUAAAUUCUCAAAUUUCGAGAAAAUGCAAGGUGUGAUAGCACAGCCAUGCUUUUAUGCACCGGCAGUUCUUAAUUACCGAUAUAGACAGCCUAUUCGUCGUGAUCAUGUAGAGGUUAGCCAGCCUGUUCGUCGUGAUCAUGUAGUGGUUCCAAGAUUGAAGAUUAAGGCUUGCCCUUUGCACGUUGCUGCUUUCUCAGCACCAUUAGCAAUCAACAAGCAAUCAAAUGAAGAUAGCCUUUUGCAUAAUCUCUCAUUUUCGCCUUUGAAAAGAGGCUCCUAUCUCCCAAGGGCAUCAAAGGACACACUCUUCAGUCUCCCACCAUACCCGAAAAUGUUAGAGAAACCAAAAUGGUGGUGGAGGUCUUUGGCAUGUCUGCCAUAUCUGAUGAAUUUCCUAGACCAGCUCACUUGGCUCUAUGCUCACCCUACCAAUAACCCUCCGCCAUUCCUCGAGAACCUUGAUAACUUAGUAUUCCCAUUGCACAGCUCCCUCUUAGCACUCCCCAAGUUUUUCCUGUGAUGUUACCCUAUCAUGUUUUACUUCUAGAUAGUAAGGCGGAAAGAAUGGCCUCAUUUCUUCAGGUUUCAUGUUAUUACAGCAGUAUUGCUAGGGAGUUUGGUGCAGGCGAUUGGGAUAUCAAGCAAUUGGUUCCCCUCGCGGUUCUUCCCUCCACAUUUUUGGUCUGCUGCCACUUUUUUCUUUUUGGUUACGGUGUUGGAGUGCAUGAGAUGUGCUCUUGCUGGUGAAUAUUCCAGUAUCCCUUUUGUCAAAGACGCUGCUCUUCUCCAUUCAGACCUGAACAUCAGAUGAUUGCAUCAAAUUUGAUUUCUGAGCUGUUGGGAUACAUCUCCGACGUUAUCAACAGACUAUAGGUAAGGCCUUGGAAAGGACUUCAUUCAGCUGAGACAGUACGAGUCUUCCAUUUAAACGGGGUAUACAUUGCACUACAUCUGUUAGGAUCCGGACUACUUAAGAAGCAGUAGAUAACGAACAGGAAGUGUCACAAUCAAAAUAUAGUUUACAUUCCAGCAUAUUCAUUUUGUAACAAAAACAAAAUUCACUUUGAAUCAUAGGGAAUUCAUAUAGUAUUAGCAGUGAUUGCAUUCUAUAGUGUCACUUAGAAGUUUGAAGGGAUCCUUUUAACCACUAAGUCUCAGACUUCAGUAUAAUCUGCAUAAUUAAAAGUUGUAAUAUUGUAUAGUAUCAUUCUUAAUUUGUUUUCUCAAGUAUUAAAUUUUAUGUUAUGGGAAUUUCCUUGAACUUGACUCAGAAACAGCAGGGGAAUGCAGAGUCUCAAUUUCGUUUAAUAUUAAAGCAUCUCAGCACAGGAGCUUCUUUCGAAGAUUAAGUAUUAUAAGGUCCUGGAUAAAAAAUUAUCAAAAAAAAUUAUCACGUUAAUCAAAUUA